Molecule: messenger RNA, 1398 nt
Organism: Maudiozyma barnettii
Lineage: Eukaryota; Fungi; Ascomycota; Saccharomycetes; Saccharomycetales; Saccharomycetaceae
Gene: UBP8
Product: ubiquitin-specific protease UBP8
Exons: 1
Coding region: 1-1398 (465 amino acids)
Biological process (GO): protein deubiquitination
Molecular function (GO): zinc ion binding; cysteine-type deubiquitinase activity
Source: RefSeq, a predicted model, not a curated record
AUGACUCAUUGCAAUCAUAUUGAACAAAUUAUUGGGGAUCCAAAAUUUAAAGACAAUGUAAUGAAAACAUUUAAUAUCACAAAAUAUAUCCUAUCACAUUCGUCUCAAAAUGAUAAGUUGAUGUAUACUAUGCGUUGUACAACAUGUAACGAAAUUAAUGCGGGAUCCAGCUUUAUAUGCUUGCAAUGUGAAUAUGUUGGUUGUUGGAACAACUCUCAUUUUAAAGAUCAUUCUAUUCUAAAGAACCAUAUAUUUGGUAUUAAUUCUAGUAAUCAGCUAUUAUAUUGUAUUAAAUGCCAAGAUUAUGUUUCUGAUGUCGAAAUGAUUAAUUCUUCUUUCCUAAACAAAUCCUGGGAUGAAAUCAAUAAAACUACGGAGAUUCCACAAGCAGAACGGAGAGAUGGUCUUUACGGAUUUGUUAAUAUGGGGUCAACAUGUUUCAUUAGUAGUGUCAUACAAUGUUUGAUCCAUAAUCCUUAUAUUGUAAAUUUUUCCAUGAGCCAACAACAUUAUAACAAAUGUCAAAUUAAAGAUCCUACUGGAUGUAUAUCAUGUGCCUUAGACGUCAUUAUAGCUGAAUCAUAUGGGAAUAUUGGGAAUAAGCAAUCAGAUAACAGCACCCCAGUGGAUCCACACGAAGGGUUUAUAUCAUUCUUAAAUUGUGCAUGGAAGAUAAAUCAGAAUUUCGCUGGUUAUUCACAACAGGAUGCUCAUGAAUUUCUACAAUUUCUAUUAAAUCAAAUUCACAAUGAUUACAAAAGGGUAGAACACCGUACUAGUUCUACUGGAGAGGGGUCUAGUUGUAAAUGUCUGAUACAUUCAAUGUUUCAGGGCGCUUUGAAAAGUUCCAUCGUAUGUUCUAAUUGUAAUGAUGAUUCAAAGACUAUUGUAGAUCCGUUCAUGGAUCUGUCAUUGGAUAUUAAGGAUAAAGCUACAUUAUACAAUUGUUUGGAUAGUUUCCACAAGAGAGAAAUAUUGAAUGAUUAUCAUUACCAUUGUCCACAAUGUAAUACAACCGAUGAUCCAGCAAAGCAAUUAACUAUUGAUAAACUUGGAUCCAUGUUAACGUUGCAGUUAAAGAGAUUCGAACAUUUACCUAAUGGUAAUAACGUAAAAUUGACAAAUUUUGUGGAGUAUCCGUUAUACUUAAAUGUAACUAAAUAUUGUGAUGAUGGUAAACUAGAUGAUUCUGCUAUGGCCAAAGAUAUUACCUACGAGUUGAUAGGGGUAGUUUCUCAUAAAGGCACUGUAAAUGAAGGUCAUUAUAUAUCCACUUUAAAAGUAAAUGAAGAUAAAUGGUUUAGAUUCAAUGAUUCCAUGGUUUCUGAAAUAUCCCAGGAACAAGCAUUAAAGGAUGAAGCUUACUUAUUAUUCUAUGUAAUUAAAGAAGUAAAAUAA